Molecule: messenger RNA, 923 nt
Organism: Ceratotherium simum simum (southern white rhinoceros)
Lineage: Eukaryota; Metazoa; Chordata; Mammalia; Perissodactyla; Rhinocerotidae
Source: RefSeq, a predicted model, not a curated record
CUCUUGAGCCUUCUGCCCCGGACUCGCGCUUCGUCCUUUCGUCCCCCUUCCGAAAGGAGUACCCUUCCCUUCACCCCGCACCUGGCACGUGAACUUCUUACCUGAGGACUGUAAAGACUAACUAGUUUGAAAAUGGAAAACCAAGAACGAGUGAAUUCUUCUCAAAACAUCAAACAGUCUAUUAUCUCAGAGGAGUUAAUUGCAGAAGGAAAAUGGGUCAAGCUUGAAAAAACAACUUACAGGGAUCCUACUGGUAAAACAAGAACUUGGGAAACGGUGAAACGGACGACCAGGAAAGGACAGUCAGCUGAUGGUGUGUCGGUUAUCCCAGUGCUGCAGAGAACUCUCCAUUAUGAAUGUAUCGUUCUGGUGAAGCAGUUCCGACCCCCCAUAGGAGGCUACUGCAUAGAGUUCCCCGCAGGUCUCAUAGAUGAAAACGAGAGCCCGGAAGCAGCGGCUCUUCGGGAGCUUGAGGAGGAAACUGGCUAUAAAGGUGAUGUUGCCGAAUGUUCUCCAGCUGUAGGGAUGGAUCCAGGUUUGUCAAGCUGUACCACGCACGUCGUUACAGUAACCAUUAAUGGAGAUGAUGCUGAAAACGUCCGACCUAAGCCAAAGCCAGGAGAAGGAGAAUUCGUGGAAGUAAUUUCCUUACCAAAGAAUGACCUGCUGAAGAGACUGGAUGCUCUGGUAGCCGAAGAACAUCUGACAGUAGACGCCAGGGUCUAUUCCUAUGCUCUGGCGCUGAAACAUGCAAACACAAAGCCAUUUGAAGUGCCCUUCCUGAAGUUUUAAGGCCAAAGGACAGUGGCCGUGUUUUUGUAAACAAGACCACCAAGCCUCCUUCACUAAGAGUUUGUAUCCAGCUUAGUCUAAUGUAGAUUUCCAAUUAGUUUUUUCAUAAAAUAAAAGCAAUACAGAAUGCA